Messenger RNA from Vigna angularis (adzuki bean), 1207 nucleotides. RefSeq lists its product as uncharacterized. The record is from RefSeq and is a predicted model, not a curated record. NCBI's taxonomy places the organism in Eukaryota, Viridiplantae, Streptophyta, Magnoliopsida, Fabales, Fabaceae. Bases 414 to 914 code for a protein of 166 amino acids. The transcript has 2 exons.
UAUGUUAUAUAAGACAAUCACUUCUCAUAUUGAUGCAUCUUCCAAUUUACGCCAAUUCUUCCUGUAUGAGAAAAAUGUGAAUGAUAAGCCAAAAACUGCAAUGCCAUUUCAACUACCACAGUUACUGUCAUCUCCAUAACUGGCCAUGUGACUUUGAUAUUUUUAUGGGGAGUUGUUGAACUUUGCCUUUGGUGAUCCAAGUUAGUAAAUUCCCCCAUGUGAACUUAUUUGAUGUAAAAGUUAGAAGCCAUUGUUUUCCAUUUGAAGGGAUUUUCACAAUGAUGCAAAUGCUUGUCCCUAGGAAGAGUUAUACAGUGAAUUUGGAUAAUCCUUGAAAGCCUCAUUUUUUUUCAUUCUCUUUGGGUCUUCUGCUUUUCAUUUUGUUCAUCUCAAGUUCUUUGCUUUUUCUGAAAAUGAUGAAAUCUCCAUCACAAGCAACAUUUAAAGAGUGUCACUUUUAUGACUAUGGAUUUGAUCUGCAACAAGACUUUUGCCAGUUCUUGGAGGAAGCAAAGCAACAUGGAAAGGAAGCAAAACUAAAGAGUUCAUCGGUGUACCCAGAGGAAUCUAGGAAAGCAGGAUCGGAGAAAGAAAAAAAGGGGAAGAAAUCAUGGAAAAGUUCUCUGACUUCAUGGUGGAAAUCUGAUAGGAAAAGCAAGCAUGGUGAAAAAACCACCAAGAAUUCUAAACCAAGGGGUGGUUCUGGUAAAAGGCAUGCUUAUUCUUCUGGUCCAAUGUAUAAGUCCUGCAAAAGUUCUGAUGGAAAACACUGGCGUCCUUCAUCUGGUCCUCUUGUAAGCCUUUUCAAACCUACAAAGAGAGAGGAAAAUGAGAUACCCUAUAUUUCUCUCCAACAACAAAAUAAUAGCCCUCUUGCUGAUCAGAACUAUGGACCCCUCUAUGUGGUCACUUGACUUGUGAUCACUGGCACAGUUGCAGAUUGUGGUGACACAAACUUCACUGAGAAAGGCUUUCUAAUGUGUUUGGUUGUCUAGAGAAUUUUGCUGGCCAAUGUAGUACAACAACUUUGAGAAGAAGAAUUUUAUGUUUCUGGUUUUGAAUGAGUUGUAUUUCCUCCUUGUUGGAUUUGAUAGUGGACAAAGGUAGUUCAAAAUAAGCAACCUUUGUUCCUUGUUCUAGAAACUCAUCCUGUUUCCAAUUUAUAAUUUUCAAAACAGUUAUAAGUAAUGUUAUGAGAUUGCUGAAA